GAAAAUCCAUCAGCUUCGAUAGUUACGGAUUUGGUGACUGUCGAGGCUCAAGCCGCUUGUUUUGUGCUUAUCAGUAAAAACCCGUGCUUCUCGUGAAGCUUCGAGGAACAAGCAGACGUGGCGAAGGGUGGUGGAGGGAAUAGCAUACAGGAUAGGGGAGGUGGUCUUGCUAAAUAAUGGUGUGUCAUGAGGCGGGAGGAGGCAGGCCAUUCACCCCCUGCCCCACAUACCUCACCUCCUUCACACCUCUCCUCUAUGCCCACAGCCACCCCAGCAUGUUGUGUGCCAAAUGGGCCCAAAGAUCAGAAUUACUCAUCAUUCCAGAGUUAUACGAGUCCCAUGACAUCAUCGAUGGCCGCGGCAGCUGCUGCACCUGACCCGUAUAUGUCCUCUUAUUACAUGACCUCCACCCCUUACCAGGCAUUUGGAGUUGGUGAUGGCACUUGGAGCAAUGGAGGUGACCAUAUGCAAACUUUUCUCGGAGGAUAUGGUGGACAAAUGGGAUAUGACUCACACAGUGCUAUUGAUGGCAUGUUUGGUAGCGGCAGUUUUGGUGGAUUCAACCCUCCCGGCUUUAACUACGGAUUUCAUGGGAAUGGUGACUACAGCGCUUGGGGAGGAUCUGAUGUACGAGGGGGAAACAAACCUUAUGAUGACUACUACCAGCGGGACACCCUCUAUGCUGAUGACCGUGUGAAAGCUCUUGACCAGGGUGUUCAAGGACUUACUAUUACUGAUCCCAAGACUGGUCAAGACCUCCCUAGAGAGGCUGGAUCAGGAAUUGGAAAAAAUGGGGCUACCAAUGGAAACUCUGGAGUUGAGGUUAAAUCCAAUGGAGGGAGUAGUCCUGGUGGGGAUGCAUCAGUUGGCCUGGGUCAAACUAAAAAGGGUAUGUCCUGGGCUAGCAUUGCAUCUCAGCCAGCUAAGCCCCAGCCAAAGGGACGCCGUGAUAAAACAUCCAUGUCUUCUAUUGUGCCUGGUCGCCAUAUGGACAUUGGGACAUGGGAGGGCAAGAAUGGAAGUGGACCAAAACCAGUUGCUCCACCACCAGUGCCACGGCCAGCCUGGGAGGCUCCAAGGGGAGGGUCUCGUUCCACCACCUCCACAUCAUACUCUACACCACCACCCCGAACCCCACCCCAGGUGCCUCCUCCCCAGCAGGUACAGCAACCAGGACCACAACAGCAGGGUGUUCCACAGCAAGAGAAUCCUUCAAUGCAGACAAUACAGACAUCUCCCCAGCAGCACCAGCAGCACCAGCAGAACCCACACCAGCAGCAUAUUCAUCAACAGCAUGUGCAUCAGCAACACUUGCACCAGCAGCAGCAGCAGCAGCAGCAUCCUCAGUUGCAGCAGCAGUUGCCAUCACCACCCCAGCAGCAGCAACAACAGCAGCAGCAGCAGCAACAGCAACAGCAGCAGCAACAGCAGCAGCAACAACAGCAGCAGAACCCUCCACCCCCAUUACUUCAGAGUGGGGCCAUGCAUGCUCCUAUGGAGCUGCCACCCUCUCCCCAGAGUGGCCCCCCUGUGCCAGUGUCGCAGCGCCCUCCCCUGGCUCAUGUUCCGGGUCAGAUCCCACAAGAGCUGCAGCCAGAUAACCCAACUCUUGAGGGACUUCGUAUGCGUAAUGACUACAACCCAAAGGACUUUGACCUUAAUGCUAAAAAUUCCCGUUUCUUUGUGAUUAAAUCAUAUUCUGAGGAUGACAUUCAUCGUUCUAUCAAAUAUGAAAUUUGGUGCUCAACAGAACAUGGUAAUAAGCGAUUAGAUGCUGCAUUCCGUGAACGAGAAGGCAAGGGUCCUGUGUACCUUUUCUUCUCAGUGAAUGGAUCAGGGCAUUUUUGUGGUUUGGCUCAGAUGACUUCAAUAGUGGACUACAAUUCUUCAUCAUCAGUGUGGGCUCAAGAUAAAUGGAAAGGACAGUUUCGUGUCAAGUGGAUUUAUGUAAAGGAUGUUCCUAACAAUCAACUGCGCCACAUACGACUGGAGAACAAUGAAAACAAGCCUGUCACCAACUCGCGUGAUACACAAGAGGUGCCCUAUGAGAAGGGCAAACAGGUGCUGAAGAUUAUCAACCAAUAUCGUCACACUACUUCCAUAUUUGAUGACUUCUCUCAUUACGAGAAACGUCAGGAAGAGACAGAAACCCGGAGGCAUCCAGGAAAUUCAUAUAAGGAAAUGGAUCGGGAUGACCGCAGAGGUGACCACCGUGACCAUCGAGACCACCCAAGAGACCACCGUGAUCAUCGGGACAGCAGAGACCACUAUCAUCGUGAUCACAGGGAUCAGCGUGACCAUCGUGACCACCACCGUGGAGGAAUGGGUGGUGGCAGGGGCCGAGGAGGGCACCAUCACCCUCAUCACCGUGGUGGAAUGCGCAAUUAAGUAGAAAAAGCUGGUUCAAAGUGAAUACCAAUUCAUUCUUGGGGUAGAGUUUGUCAGACUAUAAUCUAAAGCACAUUAUUGUGGUGGAUGAACUUCACUAGAAAUUCCACAAUACAUUAUGGACCAUUGGCUUAUUUGAAAGACAUGUAGGGCAGUCUUACUGGAAAGUUAUGUUUUUAAGAGACUAAGCUGACAUGUGUUAAACAGUGAAUGGGCUGCUGUUCUGGAUUCUACGAACUAAGUGACUGCUUGGUGGAUAAUGGACCAAAGAGGCUUGGUAGCAUCCACCUCAAGCCUCAUGGAAACUAGUGGUUAUGGUGUAAUCAGAAACCGUAAUGCUUCAUACAACACAUAAUUUGCCCUACUGUCCAGCCAAUAGUACUGCUCUGCAAUUGUGAGAAGUGUAGCAGUGCACUGAAACACUGUUUUCGUCCACUGAUCAAGUUUAGACAGGCACCCAUUAGCACCAAACUACACCAGCCUGUUUGUCAGCUUCAGUGAUAUCACAAAAUGAUGAUUCUUGUCACGAAAGAUUUUUUUCCAGAACACUUGGCAUCAAGAACUGCAAAGAACAUGCCAUUGUCAUUGUUAUCUUUUUAUUUUUCACUGUUGUGGUUAGGGGAAAGGAACACAAUCUAUAAAUAUAUAAAUAUAUAUAUUUAAUCUAAUUCUCCUAUAAACGUACAACUGCAACUUAAUUUGGAGGGCCUGAUGACUGACAGACCCACAUGGGGGACCUGAGAGCUACCAAGCAAAAUACAAAAAUUGGGGCCUCCAACAGCCUCAUUCAGUCAUGUAACAAUUGAACAACAAUAAUUUCUGCCUGUGAUUGGAUACUAUAAAAAGUGUUAUUUUUAUUCACCCAUUUACAGAGAAGUUGGAAAGUGUACAGUGAAAGUAGUGUGUGUGAUGAUAUUCUUCAAGACAUGGGCUUGGAAAACCAAUUUGUGAAGAGGACAGGCAAUGGACUACUUUUGAAGAUUAGUAUCAUUGGCUUGGGGCUUUAGAGGAAAGUGAUGGAAAAAAGUGAAAAGUACUUUGGUGUUUAUUUCUUAGUGCCUGAGAGUAUGGUAUUGUGUAGUUUAAAAGUGAUAUUGUAAAUGAUAUUGAAUAUAGUAAAACCUUGAACCACCUCAGA
Molecule: messenger RNA, 3526 nt
Organism: Portunus trituberculatus (swimming crab)
Lineage: Eukaryota; Metazoa; Arthropoda; Malacostraca; Decapoda; Portunidae
Product: YTH domain-containing family protein 3-like
Exons: 6
Coding region: 187-2388 (733 amino acids)
Biological process (GO): mRNA destabilization
Cellular component (GO): cytoplasm
Molecular function (GO): N6-methyladenosine-containing RNA reader activity; mRNA binding
Source: RefSeq, a predicted model, not a curated record